This is a messenger RNA of Zea mays, 965 nucleotides long. Its product is annotated as spliceosomal protein. The transcript has 5 exons. The coding region runs from base 123 to 824 and encodes 233 amino acids. Gene Ontology annotation, molecular function: RNA binding. The record is from RefSeq and is marked validated. Lineage: Eukaryota; Viridiplantae; Streptophyta; Magnoliopsida; Poales; Poaceae.
AACACGCUCUCUCGCGCGGCAAGAGCUUCCCGGCCCGAAACCGAAAGCACCACCACCACCACCACCAAUCUCUGCGUUUUUCGUCUGCGGCGGCGGCGGCAGCAGCGGAGGAGGUAGACGAGAUGCUGUCCGCCGACAUCCCCCCAAACCAGACCAUCUACCUCAACAACCUCAACGAGAAGGUCAAGAAAGAAGAGUUGAAGAGAUCGCUUUAUGCCCUGUGCUCGCAGUAUGGAAGGAUACUGGAUGUGGUGGCUCUGAAAACACAGAAACUGAGAGGGCAGGCAUGGGUGGUGUUUAGCGAGAUUACAGCUGCUACCAAUGCUUUCCGUGGAUUGCAAGACUUUGAUUUCUACGGCAAAAAAAUGCGAGUACAAUAUGCAAAAACAAAAUCAGACUGUAUUGCAAAAGAAGAUGGUACUUAUGCACCUAAGGAGAAAAGGAAGAAGCAAGAGGAGAAAGCUGCUGAGAAAAAACGACGAGCAGAAGAGGCACAGCAAGCUGGCCCCAAUGCUGCUGCUGCUCAAAGCAAUGGAACUGGCUAUCAAGCGUCUCGUCUGGGCAAGGCUUCGCAGGAGCCACCUGCUCCUCCGAACAACAUCCUCUUCAUCCAGAACUUGCCAGACCAGACCACGAGCAUGAUGCUCCAGAUCCUGUUCCAGCAGUAUCCCGGCUUCCGGGAAGUCCGGAUGAUCGAAGCCAAACCAGGCAUUGCCUUUGUGGAGUUCGAGGACGACGGCCAGUCCAUGGUGGCGAUGCAGGCUCUCCAGGGCUUCAAGAUCACCCCGGAGAACCCCAUGGCUAUAUCCUAUGCCAAAAAAUGAGAACCCUCGCGGAAUCCCUGUACCCAAUACCCAUAAUAUUUUCCGUUCCGCCUUCCGGAAUCGAGCCACAGUAUCUAGUCUACUUUCCGGCCAUGUAUUUUUGGAAAGCACUUGCUUAAUUUAGAAGUUAGACUCUUGCCA